AUGCAGAAAGUAAAACAAAGUUAUGCAUCAAAAAAGGAGCCGUCCGAAGCAGAGAUUGAUUCUAUAGAUGAUAUCAUAUGUAGGAACGAUUCAUCGAAGAAGGAGCCUGCAUCGGAACAAGUGCAUGUAAAAACACCUGAUGAUGUUCCAGAAAAAUUUCAUCAUAUGAAGAACCGUGAAGCAUUAUUAAGAGAUGGCCUUUUUAAGAAAGAAUACACGUCUUAUCAACCUAUAUUGCAGGUCAAAGAUGAUUUUAGUGAACAAAGUGACAAGUUACAAGACGCAAAAUUCGAAGUGGCAGGUAGUUCUAUGUACACCAAUGACAAACUGCGCAGAGACGAAUUGUUUGGAAAAGAUAUAUCAAGAAAUUCGAUUGAUCUACUAAACAAGAAGGAAUUGAUGAGAAAGGAGCAUCUAAUUAACAGAAUAUAUGUAACAUUCUCUAAGAGUUUAUAUAGAAGGAUGCAGUACAUAAAUGAAUGCGGUUUAUUGAGAAGCUAUGGAAAGGAAGCACAACCUGAGAAUGACAAGGGUGUGUAUAUAACAGAGAACAAUAGAUUAUUUAAGAAGAUUAAUAUCAUAAGUGCGGAUGGGUUUACACCCGAUGAAGAUGCGUCAGCGAUAGUUGAUGAAUAUGCGGAGAACUUAGAUUUAACGUGCCAAAAUAGUCUAUUUAAGAAAAUUCACCAUCAGGGAGAAGGGGAUUUAGAAAAUAUAAAAGAAUUAUUGAAAAGAAAAGAAAAAGAAGAAGCAAGGGAAUCUGUAAAGAAAAAGAUAUUACCACAGGAAAGGAAGCACACCAUAUAUAUAUACUUGCAUGAAAAAGAGAAAGAUAGAGAAAAGAUAUUACCACAGGAAAGGAAGCACACCAUAUAUAUAUACUUGCAUGAAAAAGAGAAAGAUAGAGAUCCAGAUAAGAAUAAAAAUGAUUGGGUUAUAUAUAAACGCAUUGAAGAUCGCAAAGUAAAGGUUGAAUUACUAGAAGAUGUGCACACAAUGAAUAAGCUUGAUGUAACAGCCGUUGAUUCAGUAUAUAAAGAGACAGAGGAAACACUUAUGAGAAGUGUCUUAGAGCCAGCCAAAAAAAUGGUGAGACCCCAUAUCGAAGUAACAGAAGAAUCUCUUAUGAAAAAUGUCCUGGGGCUACAGGAAAAGCUCACCAAAUCCAAUAUUAAAGAAACUAUGAGGAAGGUGGCCAAAUAUGGUAUUCCAGGGGUACUGGCAAUGGUCGUCUUACCAUUCCUUGUGAUGGAAUAUCUGAAGAUACCUGGUGCCAGUGCUUUUCUGGAGGCUGAAUUAAUAGGGGCAAAAGCGGGUUUAAGUAAAGCGGUAGAGCAUAUCCCGGAAGUCGUCAUGGAAACCACAACUUGUGUAGUAGAGACAGUAGUUUCAUCUUUCAUCAGCUGGUUGCUCCAGUUGCCUACGUCGGCGCCCGAGAAGAAUGAUACCUCCUGUGCGAUCCACACAGCGGAAAAAACUGUAAAGGCAAUGGCUGAAGGAGCAGAUCAUGGCACCGCUGUAGGUACCUCAAUUGGAAUGUCAAACACAUGGAUUCAAUUUGGAUUGGAAAUAGCAAUGGCUGCUGCCAUUCUCAUCAUUGUUGAGGUUAUUUUCCAAAUAUUUCUGUAUCUGGAUAAUAGGGGCCACCUGGAUUUCAUUGCUAAAUACAGAAGACGUUUUAAACGUUUCAUGGUUGAAAGAGAAUACAAAAUGCGUAAGCCAAAGUCAUUUUAA
Plasmodium inui San Antonio 1 is the source of this 1734-nucleotide messenger RNA. RefSeq lists its product as hypothetical. The record is from RefSeq and is a predicted model, not a curated record. The transcript is spliced from 2 exons. The coding region runs from base 1 to 1734 and encodes 577 amino acids. Lineage: Eukaryota; Apicomplexa; Aconoidasida; Haemosporida; Plasmodiidae.